AUGGAGCUCAGACGUUCGUCGCGGCUGAAGACGCAUGCCACCGACCACGACCAGUCGGAAGCCCCCGAAGAGCCUGAAAACCCGGCCGGCGAGCCCGUAGCCCGCACACAGCUGCGUAAACGACGCCGCACUGGCGCUGGGGCCAACUCCACGGCCGCUGCUCCUUCAAUCAACACGCGUGCCAAGAUGCUGGGCAGGCCCCCGUACGGCGUGUGUGGAUCCGACCUUACAACACAGGGCCCCAUGGGUGGUGACACUUCGACAUUGGCGUGCGACGUGGGCGUCGUAAAUGCGUGUCGCGACAAAUUGCUAGUCUUGACAGAAAAGACUACGUCCGGGCACGACGUUGCACUUUCGACCAUUAUUUCGCAAGCCGAGGGCCUCGCAGUAUCGCUGCUCAAGCUUCAAGCGGAGGAUCAACUGGACCAGCAGACUUUACUGCAACAAAUCAAAUUGCAAGUGCAAUCUUCUGGGAAAACCAUGAAUGACAGCGACGUGGUGCUCACGCAGACGCUGGGGAAUUCCAAUCUUCGCGAGGAGGCCGUCAUGAAGUUCGUGGCACAAUUGCACGGCAUUGACAUGCAGGAUGUGGCCGAUAUCGCUGUGCCUCGCGACAAAAACUCCGACCGGCCCUCGACCAAGCGCAACGACUUCCAACUCAUCAACAACCGCAUCAAUCGUAUGCUCGUGCGGGAGCGCGACAUAUCAUUACAUUGGCCUGACAAAAGACGCAAGCCACCUAAAAAAUCCAAGUCCACUGCAUCUUCCCCACUCCCGACGGAGCGUCUGGAUACCUUCGAUGACGUUGCACUCUUUUCAUAG
This is a messenger RNA of Lachancea fermentati, 822 nucleotides long. The record is from the annotation of a GenBank genome assembly. Lineage: Eukaryota; Fungi; Ascomycota; Saccharomycetes; Saccharomycetales; Saccharomycetaceae.